Molecule: messenger RNA, 1096 nt
Organism: Polypterus senegalus (gray bichir)
Lineage: Eukaryota; Metazoa; Chordata; Cladistia; Polypteriformes; Polypteridae
Gene: mtnr1al
Product: melatonin receptor type 1A like
Exons: 2
Coding region: 1-957 (318 amino acids)
Biological process (GO): G protein-coupled receptor signaling pathway
Cellular component (GO): membrane
Molecular function (GO): melatonin receptor activity
Source: RefSeq, a predicted model, not a curated record
AUGGCAGAGAGAAACCCAGUGUUUGUAAAUCUAUCAUCGGGUAGUGACGGCGGCAACGGGAAGCUCCGGUUUCCAUUGGUAGCUACUCUCUUGGCCACUGUGCUCGUUACUACCAUCGUGGUGGAUAUUCUGGGCAAUCUUCUUGUAAUCAUCUCGGUAUUCAGGAAUAAAAAACUCAGAAAGGCAGGAAACGCCUUUGUGGUCAGUUUGGCUAUUGCAGACCUGGUGGUGGCCAUUUAUCCAUACCCUCUAGCUGUGACUGCAAUAAUUCAUGAUGGUUGGGACUUGAGUUACAUCCAUUGUCAAAUCAGUGGCUUCCUGAUGGGUCUGAGCGUCAUUGCCUCAAUCUUUAACAUAACAGGCAUUGCAAUUAACCGUUACUGCUACAUCUGCCACAGUGUAAAGUAUGACAAACUCUUCUCCAACAAGAAUACAGUCUGCUAUGUUGUCCUGGUCUGGGUCCUUACCGUUCUGGCAAUUGUACCUAACUUCUUUGUGGAGUCCUUACAGUAUGACCCUCGUGUCUACUCCUGUACAUUUGCACAAUCUGUUAGUUCAUUGUACACUAUCACUGUGGUGGUAGUCCACUUUAUUUUGCCAAUCAGCAUUGUAUCUUACUGCUACCUGCGAAUCUGGAUCCUUGUAAUUCAUGUCAGGAAGCGCGUGAAGCCAGAAAACCGUCCCAAAAUGAAGCCCCAAGACUUCAGGAACUUUUUGACUAUGUUUGUGGUGUUUGUCCUUUUUGCUGUUUGUUGGGCACCGCUGAAUCUUAUAGGCCUGGCUGUAGCAGUAAAUCCGAACCUGGGGAUUGCAGUUCCAGAAUGGCUUUUCACAGCAAGCUACUUCAUGGCCUAUUUCAACAGUUGCCUCAAUGCUGUGAUUUAUGGAGUUCUGAAUCAUAACUUCCGAAAGGAAUACAAACAAAUCGUGACAUCUGUUUUUAAGUUGCCUUUUUGAACAGAAAUGUUUUUUGACUUCUUCUGUCAAAAUGAAGAAAUGGUGUAUUUUUUAGUUAAUUCAGUUGUUUAAUUAUCAUGCAUGUUGUAACAAAUAUAUUCAUAUAUUUUAACAAUUUCAUUUUUAUGUGAGUAUAUAA